Kazachstania africana CBS 2517 is the source of this 4263-nucleotide messenger RNA. It is a transcript of the gene SKI3, whose product is annotated as SKI complex subunit tetratricopeptide repeat protein SKI3. The record is from RefSeq and is a predicted model, not a curated record. NCBI's taxonomy places the organism in Eukaryota, Fungi, Ascomycota, Saccharomycetes, Saccharomycetales, Saccharomycetaceae. The coding region runs from base 1 to 4263 and encodes 1420 amino acids. Gene Ontology annotation, molecular function: protein binding. Gene Ontology annotation, cellular component: Ski complex. The transcript has a single exon.
AUGGCCGACGUCAAGCAGUUGCUAAAGGAGGCUAAACAAGAAUUGGCAAGAGCCGACUAUGAAGAAGCCAUUUCUAUUUCGAAAGAAGUCUUGAAGCUGGAUAAGAAUAACUAUUUUGCAUAUGUGUUUCUGGGAAAAUCCUAUGCUUCUUUGACAGAAAAUGAUAUUAAUCAUAACCUAACGAAUGCAGUGAACAAUUAUAAGUCAGCGACACAGUUGGUUCCAGAGAACCUUCUGGCAUGGAAAGGCCUGUUUCUUCUGUUUCAAAAUCAUGAGACUAGGAAACAUAUUCUUCCGGAUAUCGUGUCAUUUGAUGACUUUUUCCUACUGUGUAGUACGUACAUGGAGGUGUUGCUUGAGCUCCAGGAGUCUCAGGUCGAUCUCAUAAACUUGAUAAAGAACAUGAAGCUACAUUUCACAGGCAAUGAUGACUUUUCAGAAUCUUAUUAUAAAUCUUUCCGAACUGGUACAUUACUGUAUGAACUGAUGGGUAGGCAUUUAUUCAAAGACCCAGGUCAACCCUUACAAGAGUUAAUCAAGAUUCUAAGUGCAAAAGAGACAUUGCAAGUAUCUAAAAUUUUAAGUCAAGAAAGAUUGAAGCUGAGUACCAAUGAUCCAAAUUAUCAAAUCAAAGUAAAUUCAUUAGCAUGGAAAAUCUACAAGGACUCUAUAUUAGAUGAUCUUUAUAAUCAGUUAGUGAACUUGAUCGAUGAUGAUGCCGAAAGAAAAGCCCUAGAGGGAAUGUGGCUUGAAUAUAGAAUAAAAGUAUUGAAAUCAAUGCCAACCGAUAUCAAAUUGCAGUAUUUUGACAAAAUAAGGACAAUGGUUGAUGAAAUGGUUCUGAUUGAUCACGACUCUUUGAUUGCAUGGAAAUAUUAUUUCGAUUGGUCUGAUUUCAGUGAUCUAGACUCGAUGGAUCCUAUGAUUGUAAUAAAAUUUUUCCAGCGAUUUCCUAAUGAACCUUUGGCCAUUUUACUGUAUGCCUGGAUUAACUCUAAUUUUUCAAGUUAUAAUGUAAAAGCACUAGAUAUUAAACUUGAUGAAGCAGAUUCAAGGAAUACUGAUUUUGAAGAAGAUGAAGAUGAAGAAGAGCUUAAGGAACUGAUGCAAAAUGAUAGGGAUGAUGAAGACCAAUCAAAAGAUAAGGGUUGGUUAUCUGAGGAAGAUAUAUUGACGACUUUGAUAGAAAAUAUCGGCCAGACUAAAAACAGUACCUUAGCUUAUCGUAUCAUAUCUCGAUACUAUAUUCUAAAUAAAGAAUAUGAGGCUGCUUCCAAAUAUAUCAAAGCUGGUAUAUCACUUAUCUCAUAUAAUAUUAGAGAUCUUGGUACAAAUUUGAUAAACAGUAAGAAAGAGCUGACGAUCGAUUUAGCCACGUGUUACACUUAUGUCGAAUCUCCAAAGAAUCAUAAGCCUGCUUUAUCUUUGUUUGAUAAAAUCUUGUCCGAGGAUCCAACAAAUAUUAAUGCAAAAAUAGGUAAAGGUAUUAUUGCCAUUGAAAGGGAGGAUUGGAACGGCGCUUAUACGUUAAUAACUAAUAUCAUUGAACAAGAACCUUCAACUUCAUCAAAUUUAGAAAUUCUUUCACAGUUGGCAUGGUGUAAAGGGCACAUUGGUGAGUUAGAUGAGUCAGUCGAGUUAUUUACAACAAUUGUGAACAAAAUUGAAGGGACUGAUUUACGUACAUUGGAAUUUAAAUCGAAGACCCUGUGGAGACAAGCCAAAGUUUAUAUUUCGAAAUACUACGAGGAUAAAGAUGAUAUCAAUAUAAAAAUUGCGUUCAAGUUACUGGUUCAAGUUAUUAAAUAUUGUUCGGACACCUAUGCAGAAGCUUACUCAUUAUUGGGUGAUAUCUAUGCAAAGUUUUACAAUGACAGAGGAAGAGCUUUUAAGUGUUACUAUAAGGCCUUUGAGCUAGAUUCUGGUGAUAUAGCUGCAGCAGAAUAUAUCUGUACCAUCUAUACUGACUGUGGUAACUGGGCAACAGCUUCCCAGAUUGCGGAAAGAUUGAUCAAAUCGGAAAAUGCCAAAACCGAAUUGCGCAAGGCUAACUGGCCAUACAGAGUUAUGGGGAUUUCAUUUUUAGAGGACCAGAAUGAAACUGAUUCGAUCGAAUGGUUCCAGUCUGCAUUACGUGUUGAUCCAAAUGAUAUAGAAUCGUGGGUUGGUUUAGGUCAGGCCUAUUUUGCAUGUGGGCGUGUUGAAGCCUCUAUCAAAGUUUUUGAAAAAGCUGUCGAGCUGUCUCCUGACCAUAACUACGCUAAAUAUUUCAAUUCCGUAGCGCUUGCUCAAAUGGAUGAGUUCGAAAGAGCAAUCGAUAUACUAAGACAUGUCUUGAAGGACGAGCCGGAAAAGGAGGUAUUUAAGAUGGAAUUGGCGACUCAAAUAGUUGAUUAUUCUUUUGAUUUAUACAAUCAGGGUUAUCUCAUGAAAGCAAUAGCAAUCAUUAGCGAAGCCAUCGAUCUGAUCAAGGAAUUAGUCAUAGAUUUGGACUGUGUCAUUCAGAAUGUAUGGAUUACACUGUCCAAAGUGCUUUAUCUUUAUCUAUUGGUAGAAUCAAAAAUCGAUACACUACCAGUCGAAUCAUUGGUAGCCAUUUUUUCUGCAUUUGUUUUACCUGAGGAAACUGAGGAAAUAAAUAAUAUUGAUGGUGUCACCCUUGAUAAGUUGCUGUCUUCCGAAAGUACGGACAAUAUAUCUAUUGCAUGCGACUUUCUGAUAUUGGCCUCCAAAUAUGCAAUUGCAUCCCAUGCAGACAACUUUCAGACUUUACCAGGUACGCUUAGAUCAUCUAUAUGGUAUAAUCUUGGUAUUUCGGAACUGAUGGCUUACUGCACUAUCAAGGAAUUACGCUAUAAAGAUGCUGCAAUUAUGUCUUUUAAAAAAUCUAUCAAAUAUCAAUCUAAUAGUCCAGAAGCUUGGAUUGGGUUCGGUAUAGCCACAAUGGAACUGAAUUAUCAUGUUGCCCAACAUUGUUUUAUUAAAGCAAUGGUUUUAUCACCAAAGGAUGUCGAAAUCUGGUUUAAUCUAGCAUUACUCGCUCUGCAAAAUAACGAUACUGUAUUGGCUGGUGAAAUAAUGUCGAGAGCCCAAAGCAUGGCCCCACAGAACUCCUCACCAUGGCUGGGUAUGGCAUUGUUAUAUGAAAAGGAGGGUAAAUCUACUGAAAGUGCAAACAUGUUUGGGCAUUCGUAUAUUUUGGCCAAUGGUAGAUCUAAGAUUGUACAGCUCUUAUAUGCAAGUAGCGUUUUAAAAAACAGAAUAGGGGGUGGUAAUGAAGAAAGAGACCUCACUGCUACUGAAGAACUGAAUACUAUUGCUUUUGGUCUGGAGCAGUAUUUCAAAAAAAAUCCGAAUGAUCCAUUCGCAUUACAAUGUGCUUUGUUGGUGUUGGAAAGACUUCACAACUUCAAGGUUGCUGAAAAGCUUGCUAACAGAUUGACUGAGAACCUUGAGAAGAGAUUCGAAAAAACUCAAAAUGAUGAGGAAUUGUUUAAUUUUGCCAUUGUCAAAUCUCAAUUGGCAAGAAUUCAAUUAGGUUCCGGUGAUUACGAAAAUGCCGUAGAAAAUGCAAAUUUAUCGCAGGGUUUAUUGACAGAUUACCAGGAAAAUGGUUUGCAUAGCAAGAAAGUGCUGAAGGGAAUUUUAUCCAACUAUAUUUGUCUGGGAUUAUCGUUUUUCUAUCUUGGCAACUUCGACGAAACUCUAGUAAACUUUCAACAAUUGUUGAACCUCUCAAAAGACUCCAAAAGUCUGAUAAUGCUUAUAUCGAAAGUUCUUUAUGAAGUAGGCGAUGAAGCUAAAGAAAUAGCAAUGCAGGAAUUAACCGAUUAUGCUCUACAAUACGGCUCUGAUCUUUUCAUCACCUUGACAAUUGUUGCUAUGACCAUUUUAGAAAACGAUGGUGAUAGCAUGAGGCACGUGUUGGAUGAAUUGAAAUCAAUUGGGCCUUCACAUAUAAUUGCUGAUAAACAUAAAGAAGUACAACAAUUGAUUGAAGAGAUACAGAAGAGACUAAAGAUUACUUCAGACAAAACUUUAACUCAGAGAGCAGCAUUCUUGUUUCCUAAUAAUUCCAAUUCCUGGAACCAUCUAGACGAAAAAAUUAAACAAAAACUUUCCACAGACGGUCAAAACAAAAUUACUGCUGAGCAGUUGAGUAAUUCGUACUGUAAGUUAAAGGACGUUAGGAGUAUCCAGAAGAGUUUAUUCCUGACACCUUGGAAUAAAAAUGCUAUAUCAGCUUUAAAUGGUUGUUUCUGA